AUGGUGUGGCCUGCCAUGCGCAUCGGUCGUUGCAGCUGGCAGUGCAUCCGAGCAGGUUUGAUCCAACAUCGUCGCUUUGCCAGCUUACCAGUCGGUUGGCAGGAGUUCUACAGCGAACCGCAUGCCCGACCGUACUACUGGCACAAAGACAGCGGCAAAUCGCAAUGGCAUCCGCCUGAGGCGACUCAGGCAGGUGCACACCACGAUGCGGGGGAGCUACCGCUGGGCUGGGAAAGUGUGUUCAGCAAGGAACAUGGCGACAGCUAUUUCUGGCAUCAGCCAAGUGGCCGCACCCAGUGGCAUCGCCCCACGGCAACUCCACAUGCGCAAGAACCAGCGCCUGCCCAGAUCCAGGUCGAGCGUUCGACCCCAAAGGAAAAGGUUGUCGUCACUGGCGAGGACAACCGUGCUGAGUGGGAAAGCAUAUUCAGCGAGGUACAUGGUCGACCAUACUAUUGGCACCGAACGACUGGAAAGACGCAGUGGCUACAUCCACAUGAAAAUCAAGGGUCCAAGGCGACAAGCGAUGCAGCACCAACUCCAGAGGCUGCCGCCCCGAGAUCUUCUACGCCAAGCGUAGCGCCCGAGGACAGCCCACGCCAGGACUUAGAGCAGAAACCAGGAGGUGAUUGGAAGGUGGUGUGGAGCGAAGAACACAAUAGGAACUACUAUUGGCAUGUGCCCUCUGGCCGGACUUCCUGGGAACAGCCCUCCGAGUUGCUGAACGACCCACAUGUGCAACGAUUGACUCGCCUGUUGGAAGCCUGGCGGGAGAUCCUUCACGGGGCUGAAGUGGGACAGGAGAUUCAGGACGCGCAACAGAACCAAAUCGUGCAGGAGCUCCUGCAGUACCAUCCAGAUACCGAUCGCAAAAUUGGUGUAGGGCUGCGUUCCUUUAAGGUUGACAUGGCGCCGCCACCAAAUGACAAGCACCGGUGCUUCUGGGUCAUUCGGGUAGAUGGUUCGGAGGAAGAUUUUUCUGCGCGCAAGUGUUCCUCUGCAAUCCGUCGAAAACUGCGUGAGUCUCGAUUGUCUUCGCCGUGA
This is a messenger RNA of Symbiodinium natans, 1044 nucleotides long. The record is from the annotation of a GenBank genome assembly. Lineage: Eukaryota; Dinophyceae; Suessiales; Symbiodiniaceae.